AGUACCUGAAUGAAGAUACAAUCUCGAAAUAGAGGAGUUGGCAUCGCUACUCUCCGCCAAAAGACUCCAAAUUUCAGUACUACAGUGGAAGACCGCUGACUUCCAACUAUAAAAGAUUUAUUUUGGAAUUCUUCAAAACUUAUGGAUCAUAUUGAGUUGGAAAUCGGGAGACUCGUUGAAUCAGAGGGAAAAAGUGAGGAAGAAAUGGCUAAUCUGCGACUAGGGAACUUGGCAAGGAAAAUAUGGAGAGAAAAAUUUAUUAGGCAAUAUACUAAACUUGGACUUAAUAUAGAAGUGAUCAACCCAGUUCUUAUAAACAAAUUCGGAUUACUGGAGGACAAUAUCGGGAGACAUCCUAAUAUUGUUAAUUACCUAGGGUGGUACCAAUAUGAAGAGUAUGGUGACAAUGACGUAAAAGUUUUGGAUGGAUACAUGAGUUUGCCUAAAAAAUUGAUUAAAGAUAUCCCGAAAAGUGCAAUCAAGUUAAAUAGCAAAGUUCAAAGUAUACAGUGGAAUGAGAAAAAUGAAAGUAGAGUCGCCAUAACAUAUUUGAAUCAAUUCAAAAAGACUGAAGUAUCUCACGCUGAUAUCGUGCUUGUCACGGUUUCGAUCGGAUGUCUCAAAAAAUAUCACAAAACUCUCUUUGAUCCAAAUUUGCCAGUGGAGAAACAAGCUGCAAUAAAGAAGAUUGGUUUUGGCGCAAUCAACAAAAUGAUGCUUUUUUACAAAAUUCCAUUUUGGGGUCCAAAAUUUUCUGAAACGUAUUUUUUGUGGGAUUCGUAUGAUGAAUCAAAUAAUACAAUGCUUGAAGACGAGUUUGCUGUUAAAACCCAUUGGUGUCGUGGCAUAUAUAAAGUCACAAGCUACAAAACAAAUUUUCUUAUGUUUUGGAUCAAUAAAAUAACCUCAAAUCGGAUCCGUAAAACACCUGAAAGUGAACUCAAACUGACUGUUACAAAUUUGUUACGACGAUUUCUGAACAAUCCAAAAUUACCAGGUCCUGAUGAUAUCAUAAUCACCGAAUGGCAACGGGAUGAAAAUUUUCUUGGCACUUACAGCUCCCCGGCAAUUGGACAAAUGUCAAGCCAUCAAAAAAAAGUACGAAAACCUUUAUACGUUGACGAAAUGCCAAGAGUAUUUUUUGCGGGAGAAGCGCUAAGUAUAUCGAGGUACGGGACGGUGGAUGGAGCAUUCUCGACAGGAAAAAGUGAGGGAGAAAGAAUCUUGAAGUUGAUGCAUGAAUAGAAGCCGUAACUAAAACUGGCCAAUAUACUUUGGGAUUGUUUAAUUUUCUGUUUGUUAUCAGUAUGAUCCGAUAUGUUUAUUAUUUGAUUAUUAACAUGUUUGAAACAAUUUCCUCGGGUUUUGAAUCAU
Messenger RNA from Styela clava, 1374 nucleotides. RefSeq names its product spermine oxidase-like. The record is from RefSeq and is a predicted model, not a curated record. Lineage: Eukaryota; Metazoa; Chordata; Ascidiacea; Stolidobranchia; Styelidae. Gene Ontology annotation, molecular function: polyamine oxidase activity.